Molecule: messenger RNA, 3407 nt
Organism: Impatiens glandulifera
Lineage: Eukaryota; Viridiplantae; Streptophyta; Magnoliopsida; Ericales; Balsaminaceae
Product: cellulose synthase A catalytic subunit 3 [UDP-forming]-like
Exons: 15
Coding region: 109-3306 (1065 amino acids)
Biological process (GO): plant-type primary cell wall biogenesis; cellulose biosynthetic process
Cellular component (GO): trans-Golgi network; plasma membrane
Molecular function (GO): cellulose synthase (UDP-forming) activity
Source: RefSeq, a predicted model, not a curated record
CAGGCAUUAUCGUUCUUGAAAUUUGAUUUGGAAGGACUAUUAUGCCGCGGAGAUUACUAUUACCGCCAUAUUUUCAGGUCUCUGAGGGAUUUGUAUAAAGAUUUUGAAAUGAUGAAGUCGGAAGGAGAGACUGGGGGUAAGCCCUUGAAGAAUUUGGGUGGUCUUAUCUGCCAGAUCUGUGGCGAGAAAGUUGGCCAUGCUGUGAACGGCGAACCAUUUGUUGCGUGCGAUGUCUGUGCAUUUCCAGUUUGCAGACCAUGCUAUGAGUAUGAGAGGAAAGAUGGAAAUCAGUCGUGUCCUCAGUGCAAGACUGCUUACAAGAGGCACACAGGAAGCCCAGCUAUUCAUGGUGAUAGAGAAGAGGAGGCCAUUUUAAAUGCUGGGACUCGUGACUUUAUCUAUUCAGAAAAUCAGCACGAUAAGAAGAAAGUUGCACAACGUAUGUUGGGCUGGCAUGCUUCCUAUGGACGAGGGAGAGCCGUUGCAUCUCCAAAUUAUGACAAAGAAGUUUCCCAUAACCACAUUCCUUUGCUAAUUAAUGGACAUGAGGUAUCUGGAAAAUUAUCUGCUGCAUCACCUGAACGAAUGUCCGUGGCAUCUCCUGGACCUUCUGGAGGAAAAUCAAAUAUUAGAGUUGUAGAUUCUGUUAGGGAAUUUGGAUCCUCUGGAUUGAGCAAUGUGGCUUGGAAAGAGAGGGUUGAUGGGUGGAAGGCGAAGCAGGAUAAAAGUGCCGGUGUUGCCCCAGAAACUAGCCGCGCGGCUUCUGAGAGGGGUAUUGGAGACAUUGAUGCUUGCACGGAUGUGCCUGUGAAUGACUCUUUGUUAAAUGACGAAACUAGGCAGCCUCUUUCAAGGAAGUUUUCUAUUCCAUCAUCCAGGAUAAACCCAUAUAGAAUGGUUAUUGUUCUACGGCUUGUUAUUCUCUGCAUUUUCUUGCACUACCGGAUAACCAAUCCUGUGCCUAAUGCAUAUGCACUUUGGUUGGUAUCUGUGAUUUGUGAGAUAUGGUUUGCAAUAUCCUGGAUAUUGGAUCAGUUCCCUAAGUGGCUUCCGGUGAACAGAGAAACAUAUCUCGACAGGCUUUCAGUCAGAUUUGAUCGAGAAGGCGAGCCAUCACAACUAGCUGCUGUUGACAUUUUUGUCAGUACUGUCGACCCUCUAAAGGAACCUCCUCUUGUCACAGCCAAUACUGUAUUGUCCAUUCUUUCUGUCGAUUAUCCAGUGGACAAGGUUGCGUGCUAUGUCUCUGACGAUGGAGCUGCUAUGUUGACAUUUGAAGCUUUGUCUGAAACAUCAGAGUUUGCAAGGAGGUGGGUUCCUUUCAGCAAGAAGUAUAGCAUUGAGCCACGUGCUCCUGAAUGGUACUUUGCUCAAAAGAAUGACUACUUGAAGGAUAAAGUUCAUCCAUCAUUUGUCAAAGACCGAAGAGCAAUGAAGAGAGAAUAUGAAGAGUUCAAGAUUCGCAUCAAUGCACUUGUAGCAAAGGCCCAGAAGGUUCCAGAGCGAGGAUGGAUUAUGCAAGAUGGUACACCUUGGCCUGGAAAUAAUACUAGGGAUCACCCAGGAAUGAUUCAGGAUUUCUUGGGUCAAAGUGGGGGGCUUGACAGUGAUGGCAAUGGGUUACCACAAUUGGUGUAUGUUUCUCGUGAGAAACGCUCUGGCUUCCAGCAUCACAAGAAAGCUGGUGCUAUGAAUGCACUUGUUCGAGUAUCAGCUGUCCUUUCUAAUGGCCCCUUCCUGCUUAAUCUGGAUUGUGAUCAUUAUAUAAACAAUAGCCAGGCAAUCAGAGAAGCUAUGUGUUUUAUGAUGGAUCCAAACCUUGAGAGAUAUGUCUGCUAUGUACAGUUUCCGCAAAGAUUUGAUGGGAUUGAUAGAAAUGAUCGAUAUGCCAAUCGCAACACUGUUUUCUUUGAUAUUAAUCUGAGAGGUUUAGAUGGAAUUCAAGGCCCUGUGUAUGUGGGAACAGGAUGCGUCUUCAACAGGACAGCGUUGUAUGGCUAUGAGCCUCCUCACAAACCAUACAAGAAAUCGGGGUUGUUCUCAUCUUGCUUUGGAUUAAAGAAGAUAAAUUCCAAAUAUAAUAAGAAGGGUUCAAACUAUAAGUCGUCUAGCAGGCGCAUGGAUCCUACAGUUCCAAUUUUCAACCUAGAGGAUAUAGGAGUUGAAGGGGCUGGAUUUGACUAUGAGAAGAGAUUACUUAUGUCAGAUACGAUUCUCGAGCAAAGAUUUGGACAAUCUGCUCUAUUUGUUACAUCUACACUUAUGGAGAAUGGUGGUGCUCCUCAUUCUGCAACACCGGAGACUCUUCUUAAGGAAGCUAUUCAUGUUAUCAGCUGUGGGUAUGAGGACAAAACGGAUUGGGGAAGUGAGAUUGGAUGGAUUUAUGGUUCAGUGACAGAAGAUAUUCUGACCGGAUUUAAGAUGCAUGCUCGUGGUUGGCGAUCAAUUUACUGCAUGCCAAAGAGACCAGCUUUUAAAGGUUCUGCUCCCAUCAAUCUUUCUGAUCGUCUAAACCAAGUCCUCCGAUGGGCUUUAGGAUCCAUUGAAAUUCUAUUCAGUCGGCAUUGUCCAAUUUGGUAUGGAUAUGGUGGAAGGCUAAAAUGGCUGGAGAGAUUUGCAUAUAUUAACACCACCAUAUAUCCUAUCACUUCUAUACCAUUAGUUUUGUAUUGUACAUUGCCAGCCGUUUGUCUCCUCACUGGAAAAUUCAUCAUUCCACAGAUCAGUAACAUAGCGAUUAUAUGGUUCAUGUCCCUUUUCCUCUCCAUUUUCGCAACAGGCAUACUAGAAAUGAGAUGGAGUGGAGUAGGAAUCGACGAAUGGUGGAGAAACGAACAGUUUUGGGUCAUCGGAGGUGUCUCCGCCCAUCUUUUCGCUGUAGUCCAAGGUCUACUCAAAGUCCUAACUGGAAUCGACACCAACUUCACAGUCACCUCCAAGGCUACUGACGAAGGCGGUGACUUUGCCGAGCUAUACAUCUUAAAAUGGACCAGUCUACUCAUCCCUCCGACCACUCUCCUCAUCAUAAACAUUGUUGGAGUUGUUGCAGGAAUCUCGUACGCAAUGAACAGCGGUUACCAGUCUUGGGGACCGCUGUUCGGGAAAAUGUUCUUUGCAUUUUGGGUGAUUGUUCAUUUGUUUCCUUUCUUCAAGGGUUUGAUGGGUAGACAGAAUCGCACGCCUACUAUUAUUGUGCUGUGGUCGGUUCUGUUGGCUUCGAUUUUCUCUUUGUUGUGGAUUAGGAUUGAUCCUUUUAUUACGAGAGUGACAGGACCCGAUAUGGAGAUGUGCGGGAUUAACUGUUGAGAUUGAUUCGAUUAUAAUUGAAAAUAGGAUAUAGAUUGUAAGGUGGGAUUUUAUAGUUGAUAUAGACUAAUCUGUUUGAAUUGUAUGUAGUAUAUAGUAAG